Molecule: messenger RNA, 477 nt
Organism: Acanthocheilonema viteae
Lineage: Eukaryota; Metazoa; Nematoda; Chromadorea; Rhabditida; Onchocercidae
Source: the annotation of a GenBank genome assembly
AUGUUCCUCCGCAUAGCUCUUACUAUUCCUACAUUACUCGCUUUUACCAAUGCUUUUCAUCAGUAUCGAAAAUUGGAUUGCACAGCAAUUGAUAAAAAAACGGAUAGCAGAGCAGGGAAGAUUGGCUGCCAUUUGGUUUUAAAAAAUGAAGAAUUUGAAACGGGUAGGAAUGCUCCAGAAGGUUCCGGUUGCUAUACAGAUAGUUCAGGUGAAAAUGCGAAAGUUUUCUGCGCUAUUGUUUGCCCAAACGCCCAUUUGGUGUUUCAUUCAAAAUCGUUGAGUGACAAAAAUUGCUUCAAAUUCAUUUCAUAUGGGCUGAUCGAAAAAGAUGGCGAUUGGUAUUUGUGGCGAUCGGGAAAAUGCCUUAAUAGCGCAAAGGCAUUUGAAAUUGGAUGUAAAUUCAAUGAUCCAUUUGAAAAUCAAUUUCCUGAUGACAAUGUAAUCUUUAAACAUUUAGCUGCCAGAGCUCGAGCUUAG